Zophobas morio is the source of this 1062-nucleotide messenger RNA. Its product is annotated as craniofacial development protein 2-like. Gene Ontology annotation, molecular function: catalytic activity. NCBI's taxonomy places the organism in Eukaryota, Metazoa, Arthropoda, Insecta, Coleoptera, Tenebrionidae. The transcript has a single exon. Bases 1 to 1062 code for a protein of 353 amino acids. Gene Ontology annotation, biological process: chromatin remodeling. Gene Ontology annotation, cellular component: nucleus. The record is from RefSeq and is a predicted model, not a curated record.
AUGGAACUAACAUCAGAAUUUAAAAAAUCUAACUUGAAGUUACUGGCACUAACUGAAAUAAAGAAAAAAGGAACAGGAGAAAUGAUUGUGGAAGAUUGCACAAUAAUGUAUAGCGGUGUAGAAUCAUCAAUAUGGGCACAAGCAGGAGUGGGAUGUAUUGUCAAAAACGAUUUUAUGAGCAGAAUAAAAAGGUGGGAAGGAGUUAAUGAACGAAUUAUGGUCGUUGAAGUAAGAUUUGAUGAGGACGAGUUUUGGACAGUUAUAAUAGUAUACGGACCCAAUGAAAAUGACAAUAAAAAUAGUAAAGACAAAUUUUGGGAUGAACUACAGGAAGUGUAUGAGAAAAGUAGCAGUCCCAUCUUGAUAGUUGUUGAUCUGAAUGGUAGAGUGGGCAAUGAAGCAAGAAAUAGCAAUGGGGUAAUAGGAAGUUUUGGAGAGACAAUUAAAAAUAAAAAUGGCGAACUAUUAAUUGACUUCUGUAACUCAAACGGACUAAUAAUUUUGAAUACAUGGUUUCAACACAAAGAAAUACACAAAUUCACCCGUGUUGCGCCAGCACGAAAUGAAAAGUCAAUCAUUGACUAUAUCAUAACAGAAAAAAAUCUGAGAAACAAAAUACACGAUGUUAAAGUCGGUAGACUUCCGGAAUUGGGCAGUGACCACUUCCUAGUUGUGGCAAAAAUAAAUCUAAAAGAAGCGAACAUUUCCAAAGACACAAUGAAAGCAACAAGUAAAGAGAAGAGAACUGUAAGGACACAUAAGUUAGCCAAUGAAGAAAUAAGAAGCAAUUUCACAAAACUUACAGAAGAGAAAUUUAAAAGAAUGGGGGUGCAGCAGCAAACACUCGAACAAAGGUGGAAGUUCUUUAAAGAUACAAUCUAUGAUGCAGCUAGAAAAGUUUGUGGAUUUACUAGAACAGGAGGAUCUAAGAAAAGAACUAGCUGGUGGAGUGAAGAAACAAAACUCGUUAUUAAAGAGAAGAAAAAAUUAUGGAAAGCUUAUCUAGCAAAUAGUACAAGACAAUCAUAUGAAAUGUAUAAAGAGGGCAGAAUAAAGAUAUAG